Molecule: messenger RNA, 951 nt
Organism: Lindgomyces ingoldianus
Lineage: Eukaryota; Fungi; Ascomycota; Dothideomycetes; Pleosporales; Lindgomycetaceae
Product: beta-lactamase/transpeptidase-like protein
Exons: 4
Coding region: 1-951 (316 amino acids)
Source: RefSeq, a predicted model, not a curated record
AUGUGGAUUGGUUCCAUCACCAAGCUUCAGACUUGCAUGGCAUGCAUGAUUGGUAUUGAGAAGGGCCUUUUCACACUCGACACCAAUGUGCGGGAAGUCGUUCCUGAGCUGAAGGAAAUCAACAUCCUCACCGGUUUCGAAGAGGGCGACUUCCCUCGCAAGCCAAUCACUAAGUCAUGCAACGACCAAAUCACGCUUCGUCAACUUCUAACCCACACUUCGGGUAUGAUCUAUGAUUACGGCCACGACGGCCUCAAAGAAUGGUCUGCAUAUCAUGGUAUCCAAGAUAACACCUUUUCCGGCACCCUUAAAGGAUACCAGAAGCCGCUUGUCUACUCCCCCGGGCAGGGUUGGGCCUACUCUCCAGGUAUGGACUGGGCUGGCCGGUUGAUCGAAGUCACCUCCGGUUUAACACUUGAGCAAUAUCUCAAGCAGCACAUCUGGGAUAAGUUGGAUAUGACUAACACAACGUUCCGACCAGAUUUGCGGCCAGAUAUUCAGAAGAGAAGGAUGCAGAUGGUGAACCGGAACAGGGAGACAAUGGAGAUCACAAAAGACUGCACGAAAGUCCUGCAAGCCCUGAUCUCUAAGAACACAGACCUCAUGACCGCUGAGAGCUUUGACAUGCUCACAAAGCCUCAGCUCCCGUCCGACGAACACUUCCUUGAAGUGAUCCGUGGCGUUGGGCAAGGCCAUCUUGGGCAAACUUGGGAUAAGGGCGCAGAUGGGACUUUCGGCUUCGGGUCGUCUAUCAGUAAGCAAGACUUUGUUGAUCGUAGGAAGAAGGGAAGUUGUAACUGGAGUGGGAUGCCUGGGACUCAUUGUUGGUUGGACAAGGAGACCGGUGUGGGUGGAAUGUUGACAACACAGGUCUUACCGCCGGGGGACCCGAUGGUCACGGAGUUGUUGCUUGAAAUGGAGAAGUGUUUGUAUAGACAUACUAGAGGUUAG